Messenger RNA from Labrus bergylta (ballan wrasse), 6726 nucleotides. The record is from RefSeq and is a predicted model, not a curated record. Lineage: Eukaryota; Metazoa; Chordata; Actinopteri; Labriformes; Labridae.
GUUGGCGGACUUCGGGCGGACUUCGGGCGCACUCGGCACAGUUUUUGUUGUACCGCUCGUAUUUCCGCCACUUGGAGUGCUGUUAGAGUGUCAUAACCUUCAGAUCUCUCACUGUUUUCACUCCACUUGACGAAAACAUCGGAAUGUCUUCUGAUUCAGGACGCAUUUCUGUGGUUCCUCGGCUACGCAGCUAGCUCGGCGAGAGCAACCGGAGGGGCCACAGGAUGCCUCGGAGGAAGAAGAACGGCCAGAGCCCGGCCAGAGUUCCCGGCGGGCCGUCAGAGGGAGGGAGCCUCGGCCACGGCACGGGCAGCCGACUACCUCAGGGAUUUGACGGCUCGAUGGUGAACAACUUCAUACCCAGCUCGUCGCUCUCCAGCUCAGGCAAGGAGGACAUCGUGAAAAGCAUGCAGGAGAUGUUCUCACACCUCGACCCUGAAGUGAUUUACAUCGUGCUGUCCGAGUGUGAUUUUAAAGUUGAAAAUGCAAUGGACUCUCUGUUGGAGCUGUCCGUGGCGGCUGAAGUGGCAGCACCCAUACCUUCUCCUGUCUCUGGCUUUGAGCUCACUGCUGCAGCCCUGCUCAGCCCGCGUCACCAGCCUACACCGGACACGUAUUCCUCCCAACGAUCACAGCUGAUCUCUUCUCCUCCCUUUCUGACAGAAGAGCUGGACUUGCUGGUCGAUCAGGAGCUAGAGACCCUAACCCUACAACAAGACAUUAGUGCGGAGCAUCAAAGCAGCCAGUAUUUAUCUUCUUUCCCUCAGCCAUCAUUCCCACAGCAGGACCUCCCGGAGCUGCUUCAGUCCAGCCUGCGGCCUGGAUCUAGAGGCUCCUCUGUCCAGCAGCAAGGCCCAGUGGGUGGCCAGGUGGAGAGUAUUCCUGGGGCUUCUUCUCCUCUUGACCGGCUCAGCACUUGGGAAGACAAGAUCCCUGAGGAGCCGAAGUCCAUGGUUAAUUUCACACAUCUGAUGACAGAGUCGUGUGCAGACGCGUCGAAACCUCCGUUGGACCUGGCGGCGUCAGGGCGCCCCUCAGCCUUUCAGGUGUAUAAAAAGCAAGACUCUUCACAGCCUUCCACAAACAUUGCCGGGGCCGCCGUUUCCUCUAAUACUGUUGUCGGUGGAGCUAGAUCUAAGGUGAACACAUUUAACCAGGAGCUGUUUGGCUACAUGCCAUCAUCCUGGAACCCAGAGGCGCCAGUGUUUUCUCCCCGUUUCCAUGAAAACCACAGGCCAACCUUCAUUACCCCGGUGGCUCAAGCGCCGCCCAGCUGGCCCAGCCUACCCAGAAAUCCCUCUCCCUGGAUGAGUCAGGGCCCUGCCAGUCAAGCACCUCUCAAACCCUCUGCAACCAUUCCAAAGUCCUGGGCCCUGCACGCAGCGUCUCAUCCUCCGGCCCAGCACAACAGGCUGCGUCUGGAGGGGAAGGUCCUUGUGCUGCUGCGUGGUGCUCCAGGGUCUGGCAAAUCAACCCUGGCGAGAGCCUUGGUUGAGAACAACCCUGGGGGAGUCACGCUGAGCACUGAUGAUUUUUUCACAAACCAUGGAAGAUAUCGGUUUGACCCCAGUGCCCUUGGGGAGGCCCAUGAGUGGAACCAUAAACGAGCCACGGUGGCGUUUGAAAGGUGCAUUAACCCCAUCAUCAUUGACAACACUAACAUGCAAGGCUGGGAGAUGAAACCCUACGUGGCUCAGGCACUGAAACAUGGAUACAAGGUGCUGUUUCGAGAGCCGGACACGUGGUGGAAGAACAAGCCUAGAGAGCUGGAGAGGCGUUCCAAACAUAGUGUGCCAUGGGAGAAAAUUCGACGCAUGCUUGACGGAUACGAGCGCUUCGUCUCAGUCCAGUCCAUCAUGGGUUCGCAGAUGCCUGACUGCAAAAAACAGCGCAACCUUCAGGAGAACGGAGAUUCACAGCCUGAAUCCUCUGAACAACCGUGUCCUGACCUGGUGGGGCAGUCUGAAUCGACUGGGGGUUAUAAGAAAUCCCACCCACAGCUGUUCUCUUCCCUCCCUGACAUUUCAUCGAUCACUCGCUCUACUGAGGUCGAGAGACUGGAAGACGCCGCCAACCAAUCUGCAGACAGGGAUGAUGAGAUGGAUUUGGGCGAGUUAGAUUCUGAGUUAGACGCCCGGUUAGAGCUGAGUCGUCCAGGUGAUCAGAGUAUCCCGGACUGUAUCGUGGAAUCAGUAAUGAACGAAGAUCACCGUGCGGAAGAAGUGCCUGUGGCUUUCUCUGAGUCUAUUGGACAACGAGUGAGGAGGGAGAGAACCAGCAGGAGGUCUGGUUUUGACAACUUAGAGCCGGCAGAUCUUUUGAAAGACACCAACCAAUCAGAUGGGGAGGCAAAGGAGACAGAGAAGACAGAAGAGGAGGGAGCAGAACGGGGUGAGGCAACAAUGGGAACGCAGGAGAUGUUGAAUUUUGUUGGAGACUGGCCCUCUGAAGGGUCUCUCCAGCAGCGCCAGGUCAGGAGAAGAGAGCGGCAGAAAGAAGGGAGUGAAAAGGACGAUGAGAUAAGGAAGCCAGGGCCCAAUGUGGCAGAGUUUCAGAAGCUUCUUGAUCUUAUUCAGACGGGGGUAGCUACUAUGCAGACCAGCUCGUGCUCGUCUUCUGUUUCCUCGAGCUCUGGAGAGGAAUCUGCAAAGAAGAAGAAGAAGAAGAAGGAGGAGGAGGAGGUGGUUAUGUUAGAGGAAUCCAGGAGCGUUAGGUCUAACAGUGAGGAGAGAGAAGACAAUAUGAACAGGGUUGACAGCAGCAGAGGUGAGUUACCUGACUGUGUGUUAGACUGGAAGGCAGCGGACUCCUGUAGGAUCAUGGAAUCAGGACUUUCCUCUAGAGCGAUUGAAAAUCUGUUAGAAAUCCGCGGAGAAACUGGGAUUGUGGAUUUACAAUUGUCUAACCAAACAAAUCCCCCCUCUGCUGAUUUACUGUUAAUCUCCGAAAAUGCAGAGGUGAGUGUCUCCAAAGACGACAAGGGGAGUCCAAAUGUCGAAGGUGACUUUGAUAUGGAGCCUAGUACCACAGAUGAUAGAAACCAGACUUACGCAGAGUCUAGAACUGAGGGUGAUGGAGGGCAUGUCAGCGAGGUGUCUCUGAGUCCUGUGUGCGAGGGCUCCGUGGAAACAGAAAGUAAUCCCCUGUGUGGAGGCAGUCAGGAGAGGAAGCAGCGCCAGGGUCGUAGAUCGGGUAAACAGUGUAAGCUAGCCCUGACUUUUACUCAGAACUGCCCUGCGUCCUCCCCUGAUACUCUGGAGGGGGCUGGAAGUACAAACAACAACAGUGUAAAUAUUCUGAAUGCAGAUGUUGAACCGAAGCUUGACCUGUUCACACUCUCCAAAUGUGAGGUACGUCUGCAGCCUCCCUCCCCGUCUCCUCCUGCGGUCGACACAGGCCGCCCAACACAGACGGAACCUCAAGACUUUGCCCGCCUGUGGCGUCUCAAUCGUCUAGACAGCCCGGUCGACGCAGGCGUCACUCUGCGCAGUGACAUCACAGUCCUCUUUGGGGAAUCUUCCCGCUUCGUGCCCGAGCUGUCUUCCGCCGUUUCUGCAGCGGUUGCAGUUCACCCGUCCGGCCACAAGGAGGUGCCCUAUCACGUGGCUCACGAGAAAGGUACACAGGUGGAAGAGAAAGAGUUCGGGGCCAUUCAAGACCGCCUCGAGAGCCUGCGCAUCCUCAGUCGCCAUUUCAAACUGGUUAGUUUUGAUACCUUGGAAGAUCUGUACGACAAAUGCCACCAGGACCUAGACUGGACCACCAACCUGUUGCUGGACUCUGGAGAGAGGUUCUUCAAAGAUGAGGAUGGCGAGAAAGAGAUGGAGGAGGAUGAAGAAGAGCAGGACCCAUCGGGUUUGUGUGCGGCUGUAGGUGAAGCUGUAGAAACGAGGUUAUGUGAUAGUGUGUUGGACGAGCUUCCCACUGAAGAUUUUCCGGCAGCUGUUGAGAAAGGGAGCGAGCAGAUAACCUAUAGCGCAGUUCAAAAGUCAGAUGUGAGCUCCAGUGAUGAUAAUGUCCUUGGUUUUGGGGGUGCAGCUGUUCCAGUUCCAAACGCGGAUCAUUCGCACACAGCGUCGGAAAGAUUCCCUGAAACAGAACGUGAUCCACCUCGUGCACUGAACACAGGAGAGGCCGCAUCAGAUGUGGACCUCCAAGGCGCUGCUUGGGGCGUUAGCUUUGACAACGGCGUCAUAAUUGAGGAGUCGAGAGUCGAGAUCGAGGAAGAGAUCGCCAGCAUGGACGAGGCCCACCGGCUGCUGCAGGCCGAGCUCGCAGAGAUGGAGAGAGAGGGAAAACAGAAGGAGAAGAAUGAGAGGAGGAGCCAUCACCUGAACAUUCAGAGCGUGGAGCUGAAACUGUCCACUGAGGUGGCUCUACAGCUUACUGAGCUGUUUGGUCCUGUUGGAGUAGAUCCAGGUACGUGCUCCUCUGAUGACUAUGCAGUGCAGAUGGACCUGAACCUGGCCAAGCUGCUCCACCAGAAGUGGAAGGAAACCAUUCAGGAAAAGCAGAGGCAAGCAACUCUGUCCUUUCACCUGCUUCAGGAGAGUUCAGUACACUGGGGUGAGUCACAGGAGGUCAAACCAGGACCGCGAGACCCGACACAGCAAGCUCGUUUCCUGAUCAGUGCAGAUGGUUACACGACGGCGGACGGCCAACCAGAGAGCCGGAAUCACAUCCCGUUCAUGGACCACUGGAGUGUGUCCCGCCCACACGUCUCUCUCAGAGAAAUCAUAAAAGAGCAGCAGGCCCUGCAGGAGAACGUGGAAAAGACCAGAGAGAGUCGUGCUGACCUCGACCGGCGGGACGGAGCCACCCUCAUGAAAGAAAACCAACUGUUCUCCCUUUUCCCCACUAUAGACCGGCACUUUCUCCAAGACAUCUUCAGAAACCACAAUUACAGCCUGACGGAGACGGAGCUGUUUCUUCGCUCUCUGCUGGGCGAGGAGCCCGUCAAGACAGUGGUCGCUCCAGAGGCACCUCGGUCUGACCACCACAGAGCAGCCAGCAAGGAGAGAGAGAAGAAGCAGAAGCCUUUGGACUCCGCUGUUCUAGACUAUCAGGAUACAGAGGAUCCAGAGUAUGUGGACUUCAGGGCCGAGGCCAGCCUGCAGAGAGGCCGGCAGCUUGAGAGUUUCGCUAAAGCUGCUGAGGCCUUCAAACAAGGAAAUAAAGACGUGGCUUCGUUUUAUGCACAGCAGGGACACAUGCACGGCAAGCGGAUGCGUGAGGCCAAUGAUCGUGCGGCAGUUCAGAUCUUUGAGAGGGUCAACUCAUCACUGCUGCCAAGGAACAUCCUGGACCUACACGGCCUGCACGUCGAUGAGGCCCUGGAGCAUCUGGGCCAGGUCUUAGAGGACAAGAGCACAGAGUGUGAGCAGGGUCUGUGUCAACCCCAGCUCUCUAUCAUCACAGGAAGAGGAAACCACAGCCAGGGGGGCGUGGCCCGCAUCCGUCCCGCCGUUAUAGACUACCUCACCAACAAACACUACAGGUUCACUGAGCCCAACACAGGUACUGUGUUAGUCUCUUUGAAAUGAGAAGAACCUGGUUUAUUGGAUUCAAGCUGCUGCUGCUGCGGAGGACAACACACGUACAAACAUCUCUCUCUCUCUCUCUCUCUCUCUCUCUCUCUCUCUCUCUCUCUCUCUCUCUCUCACUACAUAUUUAAUCAGUUUACACAGUAUAGUACACUCUCAACCUUGUCAGUCUGUUUUUGGGGCUUUUUGUUUGCUCAUCCCGCCUCUCUUACAUUUCUAAAUCAGUCAUAACUUCAUGAAACACAGCUUUACAUGAUGUUUUUAUUCAUCUAUAAAGCUUGAAUAAAUGAACAUUUUAACUUUGAAAACAUUUUAAACUGGGGAUUUGGAUUGACGUUUAUCUUUGUGCCUUUUAAAAAAUAAUGAGAAGUCUUCCUCUUUUUCAAGGGCUCCAUGUCUGAUGAGUUUAUAUUUAUAUGAAAAUUCAACCAUUUACCUUUUUAGAGUCUGGUUGGAAACAUAAUGGAUGGAUUUUAAGAAUCUUUAAUUCAAUCAUGACGCCACGCUGUCUACCAGGAAGUUGUUUGCACGUUUUUGUAGGACCCGUUUUUUAAGCAUUUUGUUUAAAAAUGAGCGUACAUUUAAAGCAUGCUGUCUAUUCAGGGAUUGUUGUGUGAUAAGGAGUCACCAAACCAAGAGCUUAGAAGUCGCCUUGGCUCAGUGUUGUCAUGGUAAUGAGUGUUUUUGAUCACCAGAAGGUGAACCUUUAUCUCUUCAGGUGAUCAAAAACCCCAUUAAAUAGUUUGAUCAACUUUUGCUUUGGCAGCAUGAAAGUCUACUUUGUCUUAGUAUCUUCCUCUAUUUUUUCAGUUUGAUGCCAAACUUAAGUAUUGCUGCAUAUAUAUAUAUAUCGAUAUUCAAACUCAGGUUUCUCAUUCUUUCAAGGCGAGCCUUCUCCGGGUAACUUUUUAACCCCUCACUCCUAGUUUUGUAACUUUUUUUUUAUUACUCAGGACGCUGCAAUAGCUUCGUAGGUUUGUAGCAGCUUCUGUUUCUUUAUCUCUGGGAUAUUUUUCACAGACGUCGGGCCACCUUAUUCAAAGAUUUUAUUGACUGUACAUAAUGUUGUGAACACCUGAUCUGUAAAGAGAAAAUUGUAUUUUUGUAUCCAUUUGUUCAGCUGUUAAACAGAGACUCUUGUAUUGUGGAAUAAAAUGACAAAUGUUUUAACGUUUCAAACUCG